This is a messenger RNA of Drepanopeziza brunnea f. sp. 'multigermtubi' MB_m1, 1011 nucleotides long. RefSeq lists its product as uncharacterized. The record is from RefSeq and is a predicted model, not a curated record. Lineage: Eukaryota; Fungi; Ascomycota; Leotiomycetes; Helotiales; Drepanopezizaceae.
AUGCCUUCCCCGGACGAAAUUCUUGCCAACUGGCGAGGGACAGUCGAUAAUCACUUCUCCAAGACCAUCGCCGAUGCAUUUGCUCUUCCCGCCAACGACGACUAUGUCUACAGGGCGGAAUCGUUUGCGAUGACCUUGCGCCAGGUCCAAGAACAAAUUGAUACUGGCAAGCUGAAAUACAAAUACCAGUCUCACGGCCAGCAAAUCGAGGUCCCGUCGGCAGAUAUAAACGCCUACACAUCCAUCUUCGCGCCCACAACCGAUACCUCCAAAGCCCUCACCUCCUUGGCAGCCAAUGCGAAGAAAGGGUCGCCUCGGGAGACAGUAGCGAAGUAUCUGCAGUCGCGGAGGAAAUGUCUGUUCAAGGUCCCCCGGGCAAAGGCGCACAUCAAUCCAUACUACGAUAUGUGGGUGCUGUCGUGCCAGGAGACGGCGUUUCUUGGACCGCUGCCUGAUCCUUCGUAUGCGAGUCCUGCAAAUGCGAAACACACGCAUCCGAUUCUGCCGCUGUUCUACCAUCACUUCGGGUGCGUUGUGCCUAGCUAUGAGGCGCUCCAUAUCGUAUCCCAGGUGGUUGCGGAUGCCAAGGCGGAUGGGGUGAUCGAUAUGGCGAGCGGGAACGGAUAUUGGACGUACAUGCUUCGCGCAAUGAAAGUGGAUGUUGUUGCCGUGGAUAAUAUGGCGAGCGAGUAUCGGACGAUGUGGAUUGAGGAUACGGUGAAGGCUGAUGGGGUUGAAUACCUGAAGAAGAACACUGGCGGGAGAGGGAAGGUACUGCUAAUGGUUUAUAUGGUAACUGCUGGAAGCUUUACGCAGAGAGUGUUACAGGCAUAUCGAGGGAACAUCAUUGUGGUCGUUGGAACGCAGAAUGCAAAUCGAUAUACAGGCUUUGCGGAUGUCACGACCGAGGAGUACUUUGAAAAUUAUAUGCCUGGCUGGGAGCUGGUGUGUAGGAUACCAGUGCCAAGUUUCGCCGGAAAGGAUGAGGCGAUGUUUGUUUGGAUUCGAUAG